CUUGUUGCCAUGAUGGCCGCCACCGUUAUCCAUGCUGCCGCCAUCCCUGCCGAUGACGGUGAUUGGUGUGCGCUGCCUGGACAGCCUUGCGGGCAGAUGAAGCGUGCUGUCUCUGGCGCCUCUGAGAUCAAGCGCUCUGCCGAUGCCCUUGCCGAGGCCAUUGAAGAUAUGCCGAAACUUCACAUUCCGAGUUGGUGUGCUCUCCCUGGCCAGAUCUGUAGCAAGUUCAAGCGCGCUGCCGACGCCCUCGCGGAG
Messenger RNA from Aspergillus glaucus CBS 516.65, 255 nucleotides. Its product is annotated as mating alpha-pheromone PpgA. The record is from RefSeq and is a predicted model, not a curated record. The transcript has a single exon. Lineage: Eukaryota; Fungi; Ascomycota; Eurotiomycetes; Eurotiales; Aspergillaceae. The annotation marks the transcript as partial.